Molecule: messenger RNA, 807 nt
Organism: Punctularia strigosozonata HHB-11173 SS5
Lineage: Eukaryota; Fungi; Basidiomycota; Agaricomycetes; Corticiales; Punctulariaceae
Exons: 5
Coding region: 1-807 (268 amino acids)
Source: RefSeq, a predicted model, not a curated record
AUGAAGUUCGCCCCGGUCCUCCUCGCACUCGCGCUCGGCCUUGGCCUCGCCAACGCCGCAGACACGGACACCGUCGCGUCUUCCUCCAAGCCCGAGUUCAAUCCGCCGCGCGCGCUCCUCCACCCAGACCCUGCCCUCGCGGCUCGUGCCUCCCUCCCGAACACCAACGCGGAGCGUCUCGCGCGGGGCCUGCCGCUCAAGAAGCCCCGCCGGGCGUCGCCCACCCUCCAGGCAAAACGCCAGGCGCCCUCCGGCUCGCCGUUGACGUACAAGAGCGCGAUCCGCGUCAUCGACACUGGCAACGGCAAUGUCGCGCUCGGCUACAUUGGGUCGACGACCAAUGUGUUCGGGGAGUACGGUAUCACCCCCGACGCCGCCAACGCCCUCGCCGUCACGCCCCCAGUCGGCAGCUCGGGGCCGUCCGCCAUCGCGAUCCCCGGCUCCUUCCCCUUCCUCGGCGGUGUUCUCGGCUACGGCUCCACCUCGCCCGACUUCGCACUCGGUUCGUACAACUACGCCUACCUCGGCGGCGUGCACGCCGGGUCCAGCAACCAAACGAACUCGGUCAGCGCGGCGACCGGGUACCCGACCUUAGGCCAGAGCGCGAUCUGGACGUACGACACCGGCAGCGGCCUGCUCGCGGCGCACUGGACCAAUACUGACGGCAGCACGCCCGCGACGCAGAUCGUCUACUACAUGCCCGACAAUGUUAUUGCCCUGACGGGCGAUUCGAGCGCCUUCGGCGAUAUCUUCGGCGACUCUUCUCGCAUCACCCUCCAAGUCGUUCAGAUCCCUACGAGCCUUUAG